Molecule: messenger RNA, 3524 nt
Organism: Xenopus laevis (African clawed frog)
Lineage: Eukaryota; Metazoa; Chordata; Amphibia; Anura; Pipidae
Gene: supt20h.L
Product: SPT20 homolog, SAGA complex component L homeolog
Exons: 26
Coding region: 337-2919 (860 amino acids)
Biological process (GO): regulation of transcription by RNA polymerase II
Cellular component (GO): SAGA complex
Molecular function (GO): transcription coregulator activity
Source: RefSeq, a predicted model, not a curated record
GGAAAUGUAGUCUCGGCUUUUGUCGCGCCCACGGCCGGUGGAACGGGGCCUCACGGAGCAGGAAAUUGGCUCAGCGGCAUUUGCGCGUCCUGGCUGCCGAAAUUCGGGCUGUUCGCGAUGGACAGUGCAUGCGAACAGUGCUCGUUGGCCGUGUGGGAUCCUUAGGAGAGAGAGAAGAAGGUAGAGAUGUGGUGCCGCUAGAGUACUACCCCAGGCUGGUACAGUUUUCAGCCAACACGAGCCAGGAUCUUGGUGCUUUGAACUUAAUUACACCAAGAUGAUCCCCCAUCUACUGUAACCUACACCUCUGUCUAAGAGGGACCGUCUGUUGGCACAAUGCAGCAGAUUUUGGAAUUGGCACUGGAUCGCGCUGAGUAUAUCAUUGAGAGCGCCAGACAGAGGCCUCCAAAACGGAAACAUUCAUCUGGAGGAAGGAAAUCCGUGUUUCAUAAGUUAUAUGACUUGUACAUUGAAGAAUGUGAAAAAGAGCCAGAAAUAAAGAAGCUGAGACGAAAUGUGAACUUGCUGGAGAAGCUGGUAAUGCAGGAAUCCCUCUCUUGCCUUGUGGUCAAUCUGUAUCCUGGAAAUGAAGGGUACUCUCUUGUGCUUCGCGGAAAAAAUGGAUCAGAUUCUGAAACAAUCCGUCUUCCCUAUGAAGAAGGAGAACUCUUGGAAUAUCUGGAUGCUGAAGAAUUGCCACCAAUUUUAGUAGAUCUGCUGGAAAAAUCUCAGGUUAAUAUUUUUCAUUGUGGGUGUGUUAUAACGGAAAUUCGUGACUACAGGCAGUCUGGCAACUUAAAAUCUCCAACAUACCAAAGCAGGCAUAUUCUCUUACGACCAACAAUGCAGACCUUGGUUUCAGACAUACAUGCCAUCACCAGUGACAACCAUAAAUGGGCGCAGGAGGACAAGCUUUUGUUGGAGAGCCAAUUGAUUUUGGCAACAGCAGAGCCUUUAUGCCUUGAUCCCUCGGUAUCUGUUACCUGUACUGCAAACCGGCUGUUGUUCAACAAGCAGAAGAUGAACACAUGCCCAAUGAAGAGGUGUUUGAAAAGGUAUUCCAAACCAUCUUUAAAUAGACAGCAAGAAAUAUCAAACUGUCCCACCCCACCUCAACUGAAACUGCUGGACUAUCUACAUAAAAGGAAGGAAAGAAAAUCUCUACAGCCUCAGAUUGACCUAAAAAUAUCCAAAACUGGAAACUGUUUAGACAUAUGGAAACCAAACUACAGCACUUUAACAGUACCAACGGAGGUGGAUGUUGAAAAAUAUGCAAAAGUGGAAAAAUCUAUCAAACUUGAUGAUUCCCAACCUACUGUCUGGCCAGCAGAUGAGAUGAAAGAGGAUUACAUAUUUGAAUGUGAAAGUGGCAGCCCAUUCCAGAAAGCAAAGCUGACCGUUUUCCAGAAUGUAGGCAAUCCUCUCUACUUCGGCAGAUUACAGACUUUCAAAAGCCAAGGCGAUAAUGAAUACAACCUCCGCCACUCUCAAUUUCCAAUUGGAUCUAAGUUUGAAAUUGACCGGGUUGUCGGUCAGUAUCUUGACUUGUUUGAAAUUGAAACCAAAAGUGUGGUGAAGUUGAGUCAUAGUACCAGAUCCUCGCUCAGCCAUAGUCCGCUUUCUCCUGGCAAAGAAAUAGAGUCUGACGGUAUCCCUGGCUCUGUUCAAUCCUCUGUUUUGGGAAAAGGCGUCAAACACAGGCCACCUCCCAUAAAACUUCCUCCAGGCUCUGCAUCGAGUUCUUCAGGUAAUAUUUUUAGUUCCCUGCAGGCAAGUGGCCAUCUCAAGUCCACAACCCCUCCUCCCAAUAAGCCCCCAAGUAUCUCUCGGAAGCAAUCAGUGGACCAUAAUCAGGCUGGAAUGCUUUCUCCAGGGGCAAUGUCCCCCGCCAGCUCUUCACAAAGAUCUGGAACUCCCAAACCAUCUACUCCUACACCAACCAACACCCCAGCAUCGACUCCGCAUCCUCCUGAUGCUUUGAACUCAACUCCUAUCACCCCUUCUGUUACCCCUACACCCCAAGAUUCAAGCUUUAAUUCACAGGCCACUUUGUUAAAUCCAUUUGCUCAGCAGCAAAUGUCUCUGGGUCAGGGCUUGCCUGUAAUGACCAUCCCACUAUCCACCAUGGUAACAUCUAUCACUACAGGAACCACCUCCACCCAGGUCAUGGCAAAUCCUACUGGACUAAACUUCAUCAAUGUAGUUGGCUCUGUAUGUGGUCCACAGACACUGAUGAGCGGAUCAAACCCAAUACUAGGGUGUAACACUGGUGCCAUUACCCCUGCAGGGAUAAAUCUGAGUGGCAUUUUACCAUCAGGAGGUCUAGUGUCAGGGGCAUUGCCGGCUGCCAUGCAGUCUGCCUCACAGGCAGGUGGCCCAUUUGGCUUAAAAACUACUUCAGGUCUGAGGCCUUUAAAUCUGCUGCAGCUUUCUGGUGCUCCAAUCCUAUUCAACCCAAUGCAGCAGCAGCAACAACAAGUCUCCCAGUUUUCACCUCAACAGCCCCAACAGACAUCCACUUCCAGCCCUCAGCAGCAGGUAGAACAGUUGGGGCUGUUACCUUCGGGAAUGGACCAAGUUUCUAGCAACCACGACCAAACUUUAUCAGCUCAGCAGGCCGCUGUAAUUAACUUAACCGGAGUAGGCGGCUUCAUGCCUCCCCAAGCAGCUGUGUUGUCUCAGCUUGGCUCUGCUGGGAACAGACCCGGGCAAAACCUGCCAUCACAGAGACUGCAGCUCCCUUCUGCCUUACAACAACAGCAGCAACAAAUACAAUUGCAAUUCUUGCAUCAUCAAAUGCAGCAGCAAGUGGCUAUGGCAACAGCAGCACAAGCAGCCCCGUUCCCACCCCUGCCUCAUUCCGACAGCCAAUCAAGAAGUAAAAGGAGGGGCAGUGCCGGAUUUGAUGCAAAACCCUGAGCCUUGAACUUCAUAUUACACCUCUGAGCAAAAUAAUUAACCAACAAUUGCCUUCCAAUUACUAUUUUUUUAAAACUGUUUUAAAUUAUUCUUACACAAAUACUUGCAAAAAACGAGCUUUGUGAAGAGAUGUCUGACUUAAAUGUGCAUUAAAAUGGACAUACAUUAGUAGUGGUCUGGGGGCCUUCUCAAACCAGGUGCGGACUUUUUUUUUUUAAAGGUUUUUAAAUAGCAGAAAAGCUCGUCCCAUGUGAGAAGGAGACUGUGAUCCUGCAUCUAUAGAGACGGAAGUGUCGAGAGUAAAUGUAGUCAUGGGUAUUGUUUUAUUUAGUACAAAAGGUGUGCAGUCACUGUAACAAAUACAACUUUUUACAUAUUCAUUUUAUUCUGGCUUGGCACUGGCCAGAGCCUCUUGCAGAAGAGUUGUCACUUCUUUGUGUCUCGUGAUGGCUCGACUGAUGCACUCCUGAAGCUUCUCUGCUGAAAGUGAACUCCCACCUGUGUGUUUGACAAAAAAAAAAAUUGUUACGUACUACUGGGUUUAUCAUGAAAAUCCAUUUAUAUCAAGAAAAUACACAAACAAAAUAUAAAUUUUUCUUCAAUUA